Molecule: messenger RNA, 3128 nt
Organism: Saccostrea cuccullata (small rock oyster)
Lineage: Eukaryota; Metazoa; Mollusca; Bivalvia; Ostreida; Ostreidae
Product: protocadherin Fat 4-like
Exons: 16
Coding region: 1-2520 (839 amino acids)
Biological process (GO): homophilic cell-cell adhesion
Cellular component (GO): plasma membrane
Molecular function (GO): calcium ion binding
Source: RefSeq, a predicted model, not a curated record
AUGGAGAUUUCAUGCUGUGGAUUUGUAAAAGGAUGGGAAUUCUACGCCAAGACAAAUACGGGAACAGUUCAUCUGCAAGUCUGGCGACCAGCAGGUGGAACGUGGACACUAGUGGGAGAAAACCAAUACACUGUUACAUCAACAAACGGUGAGGUUUACGUUACACUCGCAACAACAGAUAGAAUACAAGUUCAGAGUGGCGAUUUUAUUGGCAUAUACCACCCAGCCUCACCGAUAGUGUCGUACAAAAAAGAAGGUAGCUCAAAUGAAUAUCGAGUAACAACGUCUGUUGGCGCAUUGGCAGUUGGGGGAUCCUUUUCCUGGAAUUCUGUCGCACAGGGAACGAAUAGAAAGUACAGUUUGAGAGCUGAUCUUACAAGUGGGAACAACCCAUCAAUUACAAACCUCGAUACGACCGUAUCCUUUACCGAUGACACGCCAAUUGGGACUUUGUUUACAUUGGUGGUAUCUGAUCCCGAUUCACUGGACCCUCUUGCAACAACGAUGACAACUGUCAAUUCGAAUUUUGCGUUCGAUACAAAUACUUUACAAGUCUCAAGUACCACCCAGCUUCCAGUAGGGACAACAAAUCUUAACUUCCAAGUGACUGAUGGCUGUGGAAAUUCCGACACAGGGACUUUGGCAGUCGUUGUUACUAACAGGCCUCCAGAAAUACAUAAUCUACCAUUCAGUGUUGAUGUCAGUGAGAGUCAGACAGCAGAGAAAGAGUUGUUUGUCAUUAAUGCCACGGAUCCCUCACAAUUCGACACAGUGUCCUGCGGUAUUCAGACUGUCAGUCCAGCAUCUUCCAUAUUUUCCACAAGGAUUUCCAGUGGCACUUUAAAUAGUGUGUACUUACAAGCUAAUCCAUCCCUGUCAUAUAAUUCUGUGAAUGCAUACGACAUAACCAUCGCCUGUACGGAUACCAAAGACACAGUGACAGGAACCUUAAAUGUUUACAUCACGCAAAACAGUCCACCAGUAUUCACUAACCUACAAGCCUCCGUGAAUGUAACCGCCACAACCACAACAGGCACCAGCGUUUACACAGUAACGUCAUCAGAUGCCGAAGGGGAUCAACUUUAUUACAAUAUGACAUGCUCUUCGCCGACCUGCCCAUUCGCGAUUUAUCAUUCGGGAGAUGUCAGAUCAACAAAUAAUUUGAUAGGAUAUACGGAGGCGGGGUACGACCUGUAUAUAUACGUCUACGAUGGUAGAUCACUGGUGGGUCCAAAAACCUUAACAAUUGUUGUGACAGGGAUAAACACUGCGCCCAUUUUAACAAAUCUACCAUUGGCAUCUCCAAUAACCGUGUCGGAGAACUCAGCAUUAGGAGUUUCAGUAUUCCAGGUGUCGUACAGUGAUAUAGAUACGACAGACACCCAUGUAUUUACCACUACAUACAUUCCAGCUUCCGGUGGAAACAUCUUUACUACAAACGCUGCAACUGGUUUAAUUUCAACAUCCUCUACAACAAACAUCAACUUUGAGAGUCUCACAACGGCGUCCAUUGAAAUAAAUAUUCAUAUUUCUGAUGGCACUGACUCGGCAACAUCUAAUCUGACUAUUACCAUAUUGGACUUAAACGAGGCACCAGUUUUUGGGAAAAAUCUCUAUUACCUUACCGGACCAGAAGGAUCUGCGGGAAGUAGUGUAGGAACGCCUGUUUUUGAUGUCACCGAUCCGGAUACAGGAGCCACUCAAAAGUACAGCAUUAACUGUCCCGAGUUCAAUAUGGAUGCAAAUACAGCUGCCGUCUCGUUAGCGACAGAAUACGAUCUUGAUAUAAGCGGUACCGCUUCAGUGGUCGCGUGUAAUGUCACCGUGACAGACGGUCAACUAUCAGCGACCUCAGUGUUAACAGUUACACUUAGCAAUAUAAAUGACAACACGCCUACUUUCAGCCAAUCCUCCUACACGUUCUUUGCCCAACCAAACGUGGGAGUAGGAACUGUUCUUGGUUCCAUAGUUGCCACUGAUGCGGACAUUGGAGCUUUCGGAACAAUAUCUUACACCCUGAACCAAGCAGGUCUUGGGAACCAGUAUUUCGGUGUACAGUCAAAUGGAGACUUCUACGUUAAUACUCAACUGGCAUCCUUUUCAAAUGGCCAGACGUUGAGUAUAACUGCUACUGUCACGGAUUCGGGGGGAUUAAAUGACACUGCCACUAUAACUAUUGUGAUUCCCCUGUCGACAACUACAGCCCCCACUUCAACUACUGAUCGACAUGUGACAUUUGCCGAAGACCCUCGAAAUAUCGCUUGGAUGUCUGCAGCCGUGGUCAUCUUAAUAGGACUUGUUGGUCUUAUGGUGUACCAGUCUAUUCGCUUUGGUGAUUACGCCAAAAUAGGAAAAUGGUGUCAAAAGUCAAGUAGAGGACCUUCACUUCAACCAAGACAGAGUUACAGGUUACCCCGCCACAAUACUAGAAGAAUUCGUCAUAUACCUGAGACUCAGUACGACGCUCGAUUCCCAGAAAGCGAUUGGAAACCAUGGCGAACCGGAACGCAAGAUUUAUGAAUGCCAUCAGGUCUUCAAUUGUGAAUCGUCGUCUUGUAAUAUCUAUUUUUAUAACAUUAGGUUAUUUUUGCAGCUUUGUUAAUUUGUUGCAUUAUCAUCAUGUGUAUAUUGAAAAAAAAUAUCACGAUAGGUUGCAAUUGAUAACAUGUAAAAUGGGGGUUCAACAAAAAAAUUUUGUGAUUAUUUACGCACGUUAGCUGCUUGGUAUUUGUUUGGUAUAAGCGAGACAAAUUAUUCGCAAGCUGUGGUUUAUAAAACAAAUUUACUCGAGAAUUAAAUUUUCGCAAGCAGACACAUUCGCUUUUUUCUUAAAAAUAAAGUUCUCGCGAAUAAAGAGUUUUAAAAAGUAUUUACAGUGUAUAACAAUGUUGCAAUCAAAAGGCAAUAUCGCCCGUAAUAUAUUUCUGUGAAAAAAUAAUGAACAUAGAAUAUUCGUUUAUGUAGAUAGAUUACUCCUCAUGAUUUUAGAAACAUGAUUUUGUAGGACGCAGAUUGACGUUGUAUAUAUAUAGUAAGAUUUGCUUAUUAUUAUAUUACACUGUAUAUGAAAAAAGCCAUUAAAAGCAAUAAACAUUCAUAAUCACAUGUAUGUUACAAAAAUAUGCAGU